Messenger RNA from Ordospora pajunii, 642 nucleotides. RefSeq lists its product as uncharacterized. The record is from RefSeq and is a predicted model, not a curated record. The coding region runs from base 1 to 642 and encodes 213 amino acids. NCBI's taxonomy places the organism in Eukaryota, Fungi, Microsporidia, Ordosporidae. The transcript has a single exon.
AUGGUUAAUUUGCGCAAUCAGCUUAAUAUUGUACAGCACGGAGGCAGAGCUGGCUCGUAUACGAUCAAUCAUUCAGAGUGCUACAAAUGCAAGGGCCAUCACGCACCCCCAUCUUCAGAGCUUGCCCAAUGCAGCCGCUCAAUCCCUGAAGCAGUGCUUAUGAUGUCUCAUCAAUCUACUUCGCCCAUGCAUUAUAGCACCAAGUGCAAAUGCUUGUACAUUUAUAACUCAAUGAAUUCAGGAUGCAUGAAUGCCACAAGCGAUACUUAUUGCCUUCAUUUAAUAUGCACGCUUUGCUCCACAUGCACAGGCAAAAAAUGCUCCGUUGUACUUCACAACCAGAUGAGGUUUGAAGAAUUCUUGAUGUUUCCUGUGCACAUCCUAUCUAUAGGUGCUGUCUACAUAAGACGAUACAUCAGCCAUGUCCAGAAGCCGAUCUCGUUAGAGUCAUUUACCAAGACAUAUCUUGUAUGCUGUGUGCUUGCUGCAAAGUACAUCGACGACACCCGGAUAUUCAACGAUUUCAUUGUGGAAAAGUGGAGAUUUGCAAUCAAAGAUAUCAAUCACAUAGAGAUAUCGGUUCUAAAACUAUUCAGGUUCAACCUCGAUGUUGAUUUGAAUGCAUCAUACUUGCAUGAAUGA